AUGGCCGAAAACACAGACGACGAAAUCAAGGCUGAUGCGGAUGUCGACAUGGGAAUAACUGACGCCGAGACUACUGCCAACCAUGCAGAAGGCAAACACUCCGUUGCAGUUCCCGCCACCGUCGACCUCACCCAAGAUGUUACAGACGCGGAAGGUGAAGAUGAUGACAUAUCCGAUGAUAAUGAUUCGGACGAGUUUGAAGACGAGGAACUAGUGGGUAUUAAGGACUGGAAGAUUGACUCGCGUAACUACACCCGGAAAAUCGUUCACGCAUUUAUGCAAAGCCACGAAAAGAAUACCGUGAUUCAAAUGAACAUUCGUCCGCUGGAGGGCGAAAAGGACUUUCAAUCCUGGUACUACGCCAUGGAACUACAGCUCCGACUUCAUGAUCUGUGGGAGGUUGUCGAAAAUACUCUGACAGUGUUGCCACCGGGUGAUAUUCUGUACCGAGAUUACCAGAAUAUGAAGGACGUCGCGUGUGGCGUGAUCUUCAAGCAUGUCUCGCAGCCUGUGCGAGAGACCGAGUGCUUUCUUCGUGCGCUUCGCGAGCGUGAGCCAUCCUGCGUCAUGGCUCAUCUUUUCAACCACUACUGGAAGCAUGCAGAUUCCUCUCUUCAAGUCGAUUUGUAG
Penicillium verhagenii is the source of this 630-nucleotide messenger RNA. RefSeq lists its product as uncharacterized. The record is from RefSeq and is a predicted model, not a curated record. Bases 1 to 630 code for a protein of 209 amino acids. The transcript is spliced from 2 exons. Lineage: Eukaryota; Fungi; Ascomycota; Eurotiomycetes; Eurotiales; Aspergillaceae.